This is a messenger RNA of Lonchura striata (white-rumped munia), 3490 nucleotides long. RefSeq names its product fat storage inducing transmembrane protein 2 (gene FITM2). Gene Ontology annotation, cellular component: endoplasmic reticulum membrane. Gene Ontology annotation, biological process: lipid storage; lipid droplet organization; phospholipid biosynthetic process. Gene Ontology annotation, molecular function: coenzyme A diphosphatase activity. Lineage: Eukaryota; Metazoa; Chordata; Aves; Passeriformes; Estrildidae. The record is from RefSeq and is a predicted model, not a curated record.
AUGGAGCGGCUGGAGCGCGCCGGGCGCUGCCUGCGGGCCGCGCUGGCCCGGGGGCGGCUGCGGCGCCGGCUGCCCGCGCUGCUGCUCGCCAUCGCCCUGCUCGGCUCCGCGCUCAAGGACAGCGGCCUGGUGCCCGACACGCCGCUGCGGAACAAGCGCAACCCGCUCAACGUAUACUUCGUGAAGGUGGCCUGGGCUUGGACACUGUGGCUGCUGCUGCCCUUCAUCACCCUCACCAGCUACGAGCUGGCCCGGAGCAAGCUCCUGCACGGCCGCACCAAGAGCGCGCUGCUGGCGCUGCGGCGCCUGGGCGCGCUGCUGGUGGGCACGGCCGUGUGGUACCUGUGCACCGAGCUCUUCAUCCUGGUGGAGAACCUCACCGGGGAGUGCUCCCUGCAGGCCAAGCCCGGCCAGCCCGCCCGGCUCUACGCCUCCAAGCGCGAGUGCCACCAGGACAGCGGCGUCUGGAACGGCUUCGACAUCUCGGGGCACUGCUUCCUGCUCUCCUACUGUGCCAUGAUGAUCCUGGAGGAGCUGGCCGUGCUGGAAGCGCUGGCCAUGGAGCACAGCUCCAAGCUGCGUGCUGUGAUCAACGUCCUGCUCGUUUCCCUGUGUUUCCUCACCGUGAUCUGGGUGUUCAUGUUCCUCUGUACCGCCCUGUAUUUCCAUGACUUCAGCCAAAAGCUUCUCGGUGUGCUGAUAGGUCUGUCAGCUUGGUAUGGGACGUACAGGUUUUGGUAUUUAAAGCCCUUUUCUCCUGGACUACCUCUUCCAAAUAUACCUUUGAGUUCAAAGAAAUACAGCUAUAGCAGAUAAAAUAAGGUUUGAAAUGUUUUGGAUUUCGCUUUCAGUACUGGAGUAGUUGAAUGUAGGAAUGAUUACUGUAUUUCCACUGUAAGGAACAAGGUGAUGGGUUGGAGGAAACCAAAUCUGUACUAGCCAUUGCCUGGCAGGUGGUAAUGAGCUUCUUCCCUGGGAGAAGAAAAAAAAUCAGGAUUGGAAGAGAUCUGCUCUUGUUUUGGAGCUGCCAACUGGGAUUGUCAGCAAAGAAAUCAGAAGCUGAAUCUGUUUCUCUUACUAAUAAAGAAAUCAGAAGCUGAAUCUGUUUCUCUUACUAAUAAAUGGAGAAGCAGACCCAAGGCUAAAAGAAGCCUUUGAUCUUUAGUAGUGUGAUUUAUCUCAGUUAAUUCUCCCUCCUUUUGAAUUAUGUCAAGAUACUGUGGAUGAUCCAAACCUCAGGCUUUUUUUAAUGUUCCUAUUUGUGUUGCCUUAUGGGAAAGCUCUAAUAAUCACAGUGCUGCUAAGCAUUGCAAAAAUAUCAACUAUUGUGGAAAGCAGUUCUGUUGUGAAACUGGAACAUCUCAUGUUCUCAAGUAUUAAAAACACUAACUUGCCAGAAAUGCCUCAUAGCUGCUUCUGCAACAGAGAGUAAAUCUGAGGUGCAGUGUCUGAAACAGACUGUGACUCUCAAUUCAUGCCAUGUCCAAAAAAGAAAACUCUUGAAAAAACAAGCCUUAACUUUCUCCUUAGGUGAGGUAGAUGUAAUAAUAUUUUGUCAUUUUAUUUUUGACACUAAGAACCCAAAUUCCUUUCUGUUUUGCUAAAACGUCUAGUAUGAGGACUCGGGUUUUAAUUUUUAAAAAAAUCGAAUCCACUGCACCCUUUGCAACAAAAAAUUCCUUGGGUUGUUCUUUCUUCUAGAGCAACAGUGGAAUUCUGUUGUUGUGAACAAGCUAGCUUAUCCUGCUAUUUCCCAAAUAGUCUGCUUGGUAAUGAGUGAAAUACAUUGUUUAUCCUAGGAGCUGCAAAGCAGAGUGUGCUUGAAGCAAUAUUUAUUCUUGCAAUAGCAUAAGCUAUUUAAUUUUGAUUGCACAUAGAGCUGUGGCCACUUUUGAUGUGGCUGUAAACCCACUACUGAACAAAACACUGCUAUUAGAUAAUGAAUAGGGGUGAGAUGGGUUUGCUCAUAUCAGUCAGGUGUUUAGCAUCGUUUUUAUCUCCAAAAGCUUUUAAUUAUUUCAUAAAGGCUCAUUCAUGAUGCGGUUGCAUGAAGUGUGUUUGAUAGUGAUGACGGGACAGCCAGGAGGAUCUGUGGGCAAGGCUGUGGGUCACCUCCACUACCCCCACAGUGGGGUCACUGAAUUUGGUGGCAAGUGGGAAUUGUGUGUCCUUAGAAAGAGCAAUUCACCUCUCAGAAGGAAGCUGUCCAUGGGGUUAUGUAUUUCCUGUCAAACUCCUCUUGGUUUUGUACUAAAUUGCCUUUUAAGCUGACUCUUCCAGAAUUGCACUGAUUAACUCAUAUUGGGUUUAACUAAAUUUGUUUAAACAAUGCAAAUAUAUUUGCAGACACUCUUUUGAUGUAAUUUAAGCCUACUCCCAAUAGAGCUAAGCUAGACUGCAAGCCACUUUCACCAUGAAAAAGGAUUAUAUACCCAGAAGGUUUUAUGAUUAAUUUCAUUAAGUUCCUAUUUUAGGUUAUCUUUAUGUAACUUUGCUGUAUAGACAAGCCCUUGGAACAGGAAAUGCUGUUUACUUAAACCAACUGACUUGCUGAAAUGAUGUUCAUUUUCACAAACGUUUUGUGCAAUCACUGUGGAUAUUUCUGUCCACUUUAACCAGUGUCAUGCAGAUUAUUUUUUUUAAUGGAAAUAAUGUAGGAUAUGGUUAUUCUCUUAUUUAAACAAUGAAAGAAAACCAUUUGAAAACUUUAUCAGUGUUUGUGUCUUUGAGAAUCUCUUCCUGCUAUCUGUAAAGAUGCUGUUGUUACUCUCCACAUCCCUGGAUGACCCAGCCCCACAGAGUUUGUGUGACUACUGAGAUGUCUGAUCAAACUGGCACUGAAACUUCUGCACUGUUUGAAAUAAUUAACAGAGAAUGGUUUCUCAGGAGUGCAGAGUUUUAAAAAGAAACAAAACCGAACAAAACCCAUGGCUGACUAAAGCAAGUUUCCCAAUGUGUGCCUGUUAGAGUAAGCAAUUCAUUUUGUAAGCAUGGACAUUGGUUUAUUGUAGCAGAGGGAAGGCCUAAUCCAUUGAAAUGUAUGGGAAAACUCCCAUGGGCUGUAAUAGUCCUUGUGAGUUUGGAAAUCUUGGGGUCUUUCUCAGUGCCCAGAUGCCAUGGGCCAGCUCUUGGCUCAGAAGGUUCCCUUGUGCUCCAGACCUUAUUUGUGCCUUUUGACUCUACUCCAGAGUAGGAAUUGCUUCCUUGUGCUUCAUCUGAAAAAUUAAGGUUGCAAAUUUCUUAUUCACAUACUUGCCAUCAAAUUUCUCCGACUUCCCUUUCUCUCCCAAAAUGUAUCAUUAAAAUAAAAAUUGCAGCCUUUCCACAAUAGAUUUGCAGCUAAAGAGAAACAGUGCUGGGAGCAGCUGCAUUUGGUAUCCUGUGCCUGAGGAACAAAUCAGUUGUCAACUGGUACUGCUGGUUUGUUUCAGGUGUUGGGGUGGGGUUUUUUUUGCUUUUUCUGCAUUAAAAUGUUCCUGUUGUUCUCACA